This is a messenger RNA of Macadamia integrifolia, 2498 nucleotides long. RefSeq names its product KH domain-containing protein At2g38610-like. The record is from RefSeq and is a predicted model, not a curated record. Gene Ontology annotation, biological process: regulation of mRNA splicing, via spliceosome. Bases 1262 to 2056 code for a protein of 264 amino acids. Gene Ontology annotation, cellular component: nucleus. Gene Ontology annotation, molecular function: mRNA binding. NCBI's taxonomy places the organism in Eukaryota, Viridiplantae, Streptophyta, Magnoliopsida, Proteales, Proteaceae. The transcript has 7 exons.
UGGGACUUGGGAAUAGUGAUGAGUGCCAAAUGAUCCGGUUAAGGUGGGCUCUUGCUGUUUAUGGGUUCUUGCAGUAAUACAGUUCAUGGUACUUUAUCUUUCUCUUUCAAGCGUCGAAGUCACAUGUUCAACAGGGAAAGAAAAAGGAGAGAGAGAGAGGGAGAGGGAGAGGGAGAGGAGAGAGAGAAGACAGAAGGAGGAAGGACUGAGGAAGGACUGAGGAGGGAUGGAUGCCCAGUUGCCCACCCAACCUUCUCAACUCUAAUUUCUCAUCAGAACCGACAAGUAAUCAAUUAAUGCUUCAAUUCAAGGGCAACAGCAUAUAUAUAUAUAUAUAUAUAUAUAUUUAUCACAGUAGUAGAAGAUGAAGAAAGGAGAUUAUAGGUUGAUGGUAUCUCUUCAAUCUUCUCAUCAACAUUCACCUAAAAAGGGUUCGAAGUCUUGAAGAACAAGAUGGGAAGGCCAGAAAGGGAUUGUCCUCUUCCGUCCAUUGCACCCUAUUGCUAUGAUGCAUGUAACUGAGAGAGGAGAGGGCUCCACACCCAAAAAAAAAAAAAAAAUCACUCUUGGUACACAGUAAACAGAGUCUUAUGAACUAGGAAAACGACAGCCAUUGAUGAUCUCACCAUAUGGGUUUGGCAGACUGGCAAAGCUAUCGAUGUUAAAAGAGGAAAUAUGUAUAAAUUUAAGGAGAAAGGGUUAAUGGUCUCUGAGUUUUCAAUGGAGAAGCCCCGAAAUUUCAAAACUUAUUCCAAAAAUCCAACUAAGAUCAAGCGACUAUCUUGGGUUUUCCCUUUCCUGUGUUCUUCUGUAAACAGAUUCUCUGUAAAUUUCUGGCAGUUAGUUAGUUACACAACUUUUUGAUUCUUGGUUCUUGAUUACCAUUAAAAGAAGAGGGAAAAGGGUUUAAAUUCAGAAGCUUAAAGCUCAAUAUCUCAUCUAUGUCAGUAGCAAAAACCCACACACCCCAUGAAAGGAGCCAAAAAAUGUACUCGUUCCACAGAGGAAAUCUUAUUAUAAUAAUUAGGAUUUCUGUUUCAUUCUUUUUUUAAAUCUUCAUAUAUUUUCAUUCACGGCGGGCACGUUAAGAGAGGGAGCAAACCUUCCCCCUUCUCAUUUCUGCAACUCAAUAGAGCUUUCGACAUUGUGUCUCGUAACUCCAAACUUCUCCUUUCUGCAACUCAAUAGAGCUUUCCAAUUCCCUUUUUUCCUGUUACACUCUGCAGAUGAACGAAAACCCUUUUCUAUAAUCUAAAGAAAGAUGUCCGGUUCGUCGUAUACUCAGAAUUCACCAACUGCAAGCAUUGUUCCCCCGCAGAUAAGGAACACGGUGGACAUGAGUCAGUACUUGGCAGAGCUGCUAGAAGAGCAGCAGAGUCUUCAACCUUUCAUGGAGAUUCUUCCAAUAUGUAGCCGACUUCUGAAUCUAGAGAUUGGCAAGGUCUCUGCUAUGAUCCGUGACAGUUCGCAGCAUGGAAGCCCAAGGCCCAUGACUUCUUCAAACCUCAUGCCAAAUGUCAUAGGAACAGAUUUAAAUAUCAGGAAUGACCUCCAGCAUCAGGGAUUAGGUGGGCUGCAGGGGAUGUCAAGGAGCUGGCGAGGGGUACCAGUAAGCCCCAAUAUUCAUAUUGUGACGAAGUAUGUGAGCGUGGAAAUUCCACUAGAUAGAUAUCCAAAUUACAAUUUGGUUGGGUGGCUUCUGGGCAACGAUUGCUCUGCAUUAAAACAGUUGGAAGCUUUUACAGGCUGCCGUUUGCAUCUUAGAGGAAGAGGUUCAAUAAGGAAUCCAUGGGAGGAGGAGCGUCUAAGGAGAUUACCCGGCUGUGAACACCUGAAUGAUCCAUUCCACGUCUUGGUUGAGGCUGAGUUUCCUAUCAAUGUUGUCGAUUCAAGGCUGAGACGUGCAGUAGAGAUUGUCCAAGACCGGCUUAGACCUCCUGUGAAUGCAGCUGCGGGAUCUGGGCGAGGGCGAGGGCGAGGGCGAGGACAAGGGCGAGGGCAGGGGCAGGGGCAGGGGCAGGGGCAAGGGCCAGGGCGAAUGCGAGGGCAAGAGUGAUAGAGGAUCAUUACUUCUGGUAGUCGCUAGUGUCUUUCCUUUCAAUUCCAGUGAGACAAAGCCAGCAAAAACUGGGCGAUAAGAGGAUCAUUACUCUCCUUGUAGCUAGCUAGUGUCUUUUCUUUCAAUUCCAGUGGGAUGAAGCCAGCAAAAACUGCGUGAUAAGAGGAUCAUUACUCUCCUUUCCUUCUCAGUGGUAUCUCGUUCCCUCAAUACAUAUUGAUUUUGUCAAUCAUUGAAGGCAGGGACUGAUGAAACUUGCUGGUGAGUCCUCAAAUGAUUCUUUUGAAUUUUUUCUUUCUUUGUGAUUUUUCUAUUCUUUUCCCAAUGGAAAAAAGAAAAAGAAGAGACAGAAUAUCUGUUGUACUUGUGGUCGUCACUCAUGAUGUCUGUAAUGCUUGUUGUAAACUCAGGGUAUUCAUUGAAUUCAUUUUUUUGUUAA